UUGGUACAACUGAUCGACCUUACCACUUGCACAAUCUGCUAGCAAAGGUUAUGCAGCGCCUGAAGAUGAUCAUGGCAGAAUCACCAGGCCUCAUCACCAUCUGCCUUUUAGGAUAUCUACUCAGUGCUGAAUGUACAGUUUUUCUUGAUAAUGAAAAUGCCAACAAAAUUCUGAAUAGGCCAAAGAGGUAUAAUUCAGGUAAAUUGGAAGAGUUUGUUCAAGGGAACCUUGAGAGAGAAUGUUUAGAAGAAAAGUGUAAUUUUGAAGAAGCACGAGAAGUUUUUGAAAACACUGAAAAAACAAAUGAAUUUUGGAAGCAGUAUGUUGAUGGAGAUCAGUGUGAGUCCAAUCCAUGUUUAAAUGGCGGCAGAUGCAAGGAUAACAUUAAUUCCUAUGAAUGUUGGUGUCCAUUUGGAUUUGAAGGAAAGAACUGUGAAUUAGAUGCAUCAUGUAGCAUUAAGAAUGGCAGAUGCACGCAGUUUUGUAAAUUUAGUGCUGAUCACAAGGUGGUUUGUUCCUGUACCGAGGGAUACCGACUUGCAGAAAACCAGAAGUCCUGUGAACCAGCAGUGCCAUUUCCAUGUGGAAGAGUUUCUGCUUUACAAACUUCUAAGCUCACCCGUUCUGAGACUGUUUUUCCUGAUGUGUACAAUGAAAAUUCUACUGAAGUUGAAACCAUUUUGGAUAACGUCACUCAAAGCACCCAAUCAUUUGAUGACUUCACUCGCGUUGUUGGUGGAGAAGAAGCCAAACCAGGUCAAUUCCCUUGGCAGGUUGUAUUGAAUGGCAAAGUUGAUGCAUUCUGUGGAGGCUCUAUCGUUAAUGAGAAAUGGGUUGUAACUGCUGCCCACUGUAUUGAAACUGGUGUUAAAAUUACAGUUGUUGCAGGUAAACAUAACAUUGAGGAGACAGAACACACAGAGCAAAAGCGAAAUGUGAUUCGAAUUAUUCCUCACUACAACUACAAUGCAACUAUUAAUAAGUACAGCCAUGACAUUGCCCUUCUGGAACUGGAUAAACCCUUAGUGCUAAACAGCUAUGUUACACCUAUUUGCAUUGCUGACAAGGAAUACACGAACAUCUUCCUCAAAUUUGGAACUGGCUAUGUGAGUGGCUGGGGAAGAGUCUUCCAUAGAGGGAGAUCAGCUUCAGUUCUUCAAUACCUUAAAGUUCCACUAGUUGACCGGGCCACAUGUCUUCGAUCUACAAAGUUCACCAUCUAUAACAACAUGUUCUGUGCUGGCUACCAUGAGGGAGGUAGAGAUUCAUGUCAAGGAGAUAGUGGGGGACCCCAUAUUACUGAAGUGGAAGGGACCAGUUUCUUAACUGGAAUUAUUAGCUGGGGUGAAGAGUGUGCAAUGAAAGGCAAAUAUGGAAUAUACACCAAGGUAUCCCGGUAUGUCAAUUGGAUUAAGGAAAAAACAAAGCUCACUUAACGAAAAAUGGAUUUCCAAGGUUAAUUCAUUGGAAUUGAAAAUUAACAGGGCCUUUCACUAAUCACUUUCCCAUCUCUUGUUAGAUUUGAAUAUAUACAUUCUAUGUCUACUGCUUUUUCUCUUUACAGGGGAGAAUUUCAUGUUUUACCUGAGCAAAUUGAUUAGAAAAUGGAAUCACUAGAGGAAUAUAAUGUGGUGGGAAAUUGUAGCCAUUUCUAAGGACCCAGUCCUUGACAAAAUUGUGAAGUUAAAUUCUACACUCUGUCCAUCUAUGGUUCUCCAUCAUGGCAACUAACUCACCUGAUUUUCCCUCCUUAGCAGCAUUCCAUGUUCCCAAUCUUCUUUGCUUCUCCAACCAAAACAUCAAUGUUUAUUAGUUCUGUAUGUACAGGAUCUUUGGUCUACUCUAUCACAAGGCCGGUACCACACUCAUGAAGAAAGAACACAGAAGUAGCUGAGAGAUUAAAACUCAUCAAAAACACUACUACUUUUCCUCUACCCUAUUCCUGAAUCUUUUACCUUUUCCAAAUCCCAAUCCCCAAAUCAGUUUUUCUCUUUCUCAUUCCCUCUCUCCUUUUUACCCUCCACAGUCAUUAAAGGAGUGUUGAAUAGGGAGCAUCAUUCUGUUACACUGCUGUACACAGUUAUACAUGUCUAUCAAACCCAGACUUGCUUUCAUAGUGGAGAAUUGCUUUUCAGAACAUAGGGAUGAAGUAAGCAGCCUGAAAAAUUUGGGGGAAAACUUUCUUUUAGAGGGUUAAAUUUAUAUAUAUAUACACACACACACACACACAUACACAUAUAAUGGAAGUAAUAAGCCAUUCUAAGAGCUUGUAUGGUUAUGAAGGUCUGAGUAGGCAUGACGCCAUGAAGGCAAGAUUGGCAGGUCAUUGUAACUAACAAAGCUGACAUUGACCCAGAUAUAUUGUACCCUUUCUAAAAAUAAUGAUAAUAAUGCUAACAGAAAGAAGAGAACAGUUUGUUUGCAAUCUACAGCUAGUAGAGACUUUGAGGAAGAAUUCAACAGUGUGUCUCCAGCAGUGUUCUGAGCCAAACAGGAAGUGGAAGUUGCCUAGACCAAAGGAUAUAAGCAUCCUGUUUCCUUUACUAGCAUACCCUUGAAGUGGAGGAGGGUGUAGCAGGCUCAAAGACAUGAGUCAUUUCAAUCAGCCAACUAAGUUCUCCUUUUCUGGUUUUGUGUUCACCAAGGAAUAUUUUGAUUAUAGUUAAUCCUUCUAUCUUGAAUUUUCUAGAGAGUUGCUGACCAACUGACGUAUGUUUCCCUUUGUGAAUUAAUAAACUGAUGUUCUGGUUCAUA
Sapajus apella (tufted capuchin) is the source of this 2754-nucleotide messenger RNA. It is a transcript of the gene F9, whose product is annotated as coagulation factor IX. Gene Ontology annotation, biological process: blood coagulation; zymogen activation. Gene Ontology annotation, cellular component: extracellular region. The coding region runs from base 51 to 1436 and encodes 461 amino acids. The record is from RefSeq and is a predicted model, not a curated record. NCBI's taxonomy places the organism in Eukaryota, Metazoa, Chordata, Mammalia, Primates, Cebidae. The transcript is spliced from 8 exons. Gene Ontology annotation, molecular function: calcium ion binding; serine-type endopeptidase activity.